Lodderomyces oxycetoniae is the source of this 1830-nucleotide messenger RNA. RefSeq names its product MFS transporter. Gene Ontology annotation, biological process: transmembrane transport. Lineage: Eukaryota; Fungi; Ascomycota; Pichiomycetes; Serinales; Debaryomycetaceae. The transcript has a single exon. Gene Ontology annotation, molecular function: transmembrane transporter activity. The record is from RefSeq and is a predicted model, not a curated record. Bases 1 to 1830 code for a protein of 609 amino acids. Gene Ontology annotation, cellular component: plasma membrane.
AUGGAAACGGCUUCAGUCUUGCCAGAACCACUGAGGUCAGAAAGUUUCUCGUCUAGAACGGAUAAUGAGUAUGGCCAAGAUGAGGAGAAAAAUAUAGGUGUCGAUAGAGAUGGCGAAGAAGGAAAAAGAAGAAGAAGAAGAAGUAGUGAUAGUAGUAGAGGCUACAGUGAUGAGGACGAGGACCAAGAGUCCGAGUCCGAUGAUAGAAUAGAGUCAUUUAAUGAGGAAACAGCGCCUCUUGGUGUCUCUGAUACAGACCGAUUAUUCCGAGUUGAAACAAAUAUUAAUCUACAAAGAAAAGCUAGUCGAGAAGCAACAAACUAUGAUGCAUUAAUUCAUGUUGCGUCAAACUCAUCUAAGCCGUUACCGCCAAUGGGGAACGGUAGGCCACAUCUUCCGCCGCCUGCCAGUUCAAGAGAUCCUUAUGUUGUUCAAUUCGAUGGUAAAGAUGACCCAGAACACCCGCUUAAUUUUAGUUUUCGUAAGAAGUUGCUCUUCACAGCUGCCGUGGGGGUGAGUGCGUUUAGUGUUUCUAUUGGCUCGGCAAUGUUUGCUGAAGCUCAAGAAGAUUUAAUGAAAAAAUAUCACAUUGGUACUUCGGUCGCUGCAUUGACUACUUCUUUAUAUGUGUUUGGGUUUGCUGCUGGGCCGGUUAUUUAUGGACCUUUAUCGGAACUAUUUGGGAGAAAGACAAUCAUGGUACCAAGUUGUUUCGGUUAUGUGUGUUUUUCAUUUGCCGUGGCUACUGCUAAAGAUAUACAAACUAUUAUGCUUUGUCGUUUUUUUGCUGGCUUCAUUGGGGCAGCUCCCUUGGUUGUUGCACCCGCUGUUAUGGCAGAUAUGUUUUCGGCACAGACUAGAGGUACCGCGAUUACCUUGUUUGCAACUGUAUUGUUCGGAGGGCCCAUGAUUGCCCCUAUUAUGGGUGGUUUUACCGUAAAGAAUCACGCUUUGGGUUGGAGAUGGACAUCGUAUUUCUGUGGUAUUAUUGGUGUAUUGGCAUUACUUAUGAACACAUUUAUAUUGGAGGAGACUCACCAUCCUAUGAUCUUGAAGAGACGCGCAGAGGAGUUAAGGAGAAGGACGGGUAACUGGGCUAUUUAUGCCCCACAGGAGGAAAUCCAGUUAGAUUUGAAGGAAAUCUGUGAAAACAAUAUUACAAGACCAGUAACAAUGCUAUUCACCGAACCCAUUUUGUUUUUGGUUAGUCUUUAUAAUGCAUUCAUUUAUGGGAUACUUUAUUUGUUCCUUACUGCAUUACCAUUGGUUUUCAUUGGGAAAUACGGAUGGAGUCAAGGUGUUGGGGAACUACCAUAUUGUUCAAUGUUGAUUGGUGUAUUCAUAGGCUGUGGUGUUAUUAUUUAUUAUGAAAAACGAUACAACCAGAAAACGGAAGCAAAUAAUGGUACCCCGAUACCAGAGGAGAGAUUACCUCCAUUAAUGAUUGGAUCGGUGACUUUUACAAUUGGAAUGUUUUGGUUUGGAUGGACUGGUGCAUACGCCAAACAUGUUCAUUGGAUAGUUCCCACCAUAGGAGCAGCCUUCAUUGGUAAUGGAUUGAUGUUGAUUUUCUUACCAUGUUUCAAUUACAUCAUUGAUUGUUAUUUAUUUUAUGCAGCUAGUGCUUUAGCAGGAAACACACUUAUCAGAUCGUCAUUUGGAGCCGCGUUCCCAUUAUUUGCAAAGCAAAUGUUUGUCAAUAUGAAGGUUCAAUGGGCUAGUACUUUAUUGGGAUGUUUGGGAGCUAUCAUGAUCCCUGUACCGGUUUUAUUUUACAUUUACGGUAAAAGAAUAAGAAAAAAGUCAAAAUACGCAUUUGUAUUGGAGUAG